Naumovozyma dairenensis CBS 421 is the source of this 456-nucleotide messenger RNA. RefSeq names its product acyl carrier protein (gene ACP1). The transcript has a single exon. Gene Ontology annotation, biological process: fatty acid biosynthetic process. Bases 1 to 456 code for a protein of 151 amino acids. Gene Ontology annotation, molecular function: acyl carrier activity; acyl binding. The record is from RefSeq and is a predicted model, not a curated record. Lineage: Eukaryota; Fungi; Ascomycota; Saccharomycetes; Saccharomycetales; Saccharomycetaceae. Gene Ontology annotation, cellular component: mitochondrion.
AUGCUAAGAACUAUCUUCUGUACCGCUUCAAGAUCUAAUGUCAUAAUGACAAAGGCUAGGACAAGAGCUGCCUCUACUUUGGUAAGUCGUCGAUUCAUAAUGGCUAUGAAUAGUAAUACUCAAUCUAUAAUGAGACCAAUGGCCGUCUCUAUGCGUUUCUAUUCUGCAGAUACCGCUGCUCCAAAACUAAAUAAAGAUGAAGUCACACGUAGGGUCGUUGAUGUCAUCAAGGCAUUCAGUAAGGGUAGUACUAAUCCUACUGUUGCUGGUACCACGGAUGUGAACGCCGAUACUUUGUUCCAUAAGGAUUUAGGUUUAGACUCUUUAGAUACUGUGGAAUUGUUGGUUGCCGUGGAAGAAGAAUUCGAUAUUGAAAUCCCUGAUAAAGUUGCUGAUGAGUUGAAAUCAGUUGGUGAAACUAUUGAUUAUAUCGUCUCUAAUGCUGAUGCCAAUUGA